GUGUGUGUGUGUGUGUGUGAGUGCGUGUGUGUGCUUGCGCGCGCGUGUUGUAGCUCUGUCAAUCCUUGGAUUAGAACCAAUGAUUGCAGCUUGUAGGAGGGCUGUCCAGAGCCAGAUUGUACAAUGUGCCUCAGUGCCAGAGUAUGAGUGGAGAUAAUUACGGAGAAGUCAGACUCUCUCACGCCCUCAGCUUCCUUGUUGUGUCCUUCAGCAAAACAGUGGAUUUAAAUCUCCUCUGACGAGCUUGAGAGCAGCACAAUCUAUCAGGAGGAAAAAAAAAAAAAAAAGGAAAGAGAGAGAAAGAACCGAUCCUGACAAAAAAGAAGAAAAAGAAGAAAAAAUAUGAAAACCAUCCAGGCAAAAAUGCACAAUUCUAUUUCGUGGGCAAUCUUCACGGGGCUGGCGGCUCUGUGCCUCUUCCAAGGAGUGCCGGUGCGCAGCGGAGAUGCCACCUUUCCCAAAGCUAUGGACAACGUGACGGUCCGGCAGGGGGAGAGCGCCACCCUCAGGUGCACAAUUGACAACCGAGUCACCAGGGUGGCCUGGCUAAACCGCAGUACCAUCCUUUAUGCUGGAAAUGACAAGUGGUGCCUAGAUCCUCGAGUGGUCCUCCUGAGCAACACCCAGACCCAGUACAGCAUUGAGAUCCAGAAUGUGGAUGUGUAUGACGAGGGCCCUUAUACCUGCUCGGUGCAGACAGACAACCACCCUAAGACCUCCAGAGUCCACCUCAUUGUACAAGUAUCUCCCAAAAUUGUAGAGAUUUCUUCAGACAUCUCGAUUAACGAAGGGAACAAUAUCAGCCUCACGUGCAUAGCCACAGGCAGACCGGAGCCUACAGUAACCUGGAGACAUAUUUCCCCCAAAGCCGUGGGCUUCGUGAGUGAAGAUGAGUAUCUGGAAAUUCAGGGCAUCACUCGGGAGCAGUCAGGGGACUACGAGUGCAGCGCCUCCAACGAUGUGGCUGCUCCAGUGGUACGAAGAGUGAAGGUCACCGUGAACUAUCCACCAUACAUCUCAGAAGCUAAGGGCACAGGUGUCCCAGUGGGCCAGAAGGGGACUCUGCAGUGUGAAGCCUCGGCGGUCCCUUCAGCGGAAUUUCAGUGGUUCAAGGAUGACAAAAGACUGGUUGAAGGAAAGAAGGGAGUCAAAGUGGAAAACAGACCUUUCCUCUCAAAACUCAUCUUUUUCAACGUCUCUGAACAUGACUACGGGAACUACACGUGUGUAGCCUCUAACAAGUUGGGCCACACCAAUGCCAGCAUCAUGCUAUUUGAACUAAAUGAGCCUACAAGCUCAACUUUGUUGCAAGAAGUGAAAACUACAGCCCUGACCCCUUGGAAAGGCCCCGGUGCUGUCAGUGAGGUGAGCAAUGGGACAUCAAGGAGGGCAGGCUGCAUUUGGCUCCUCCCCCUUCUGGUCUUACACCUGCUCCUCAAAUUUUGAUGUGAGUGCCCCUUCCCUGCUGGGGAGAGCUGCCGCCACUGCAUCUCAAUACAGCACUGCAACACGACAGCGACAAGUCAGAAUCAAACGAAAUUCAGAGAAUCACAGCCAAUGGGACAGAAAUUCGAGGGAGGGGAACAAAGAAUACUGUGGGAAAGGAAAAACAAAGUUUAAAAAAAAAAAAAAAGGAAAUUUGAAAAUCGCCUUGCAGAUAUUUAGGUACCACUGAGUUUUCUUUCUUUUCCCGGAUGGGAAGAAGGCACACCUGGCUUGGACCCACCCACAAGCUGCACUGUGUGAUCUCUCUGUUGCCAGGGUGGGCAAGGGCUCAGCCACUCUGCCCACUAAGGUGCCCCACCGUGGAACAUUCUGGAGUUGGCCAUCUCAAAUUUCACCGGUCCAUAGGGACAAGCACAGAGUGAGAAACAGGGGCCCAGAUGUGCCACAGAGGGCCCUUUUGGUGGGCUGCGUCAUGGUGGCGUGUGUCAUGAAGUGUGAAAUCAGAAGAAAAAAAAACACAAGAAAGAAAGAAAGAAAGAAAGAAAGAAAGAAAGAAAGAAAGAAAGAAAGAAAGAAAAGAAAAGAAAAGAAAAGAAAACAAGACAGCCUGACAGCAACAUAAUCCCACAAGCGACAGUCACAAAAGAUACCGUUAAAAUUUUGUUUUUCCAUUUUAUCACAUGGACAUCAUGGAUUAAUAAGGGAUUCUGAUUCAUUAUUAAUUUUGUUAAUUAUAUUUUCGGAUAUGAGUCUAGAACCUAGGGCAAAAAUAAGAGACAAAACUAGAAACACACAGGA
This is a messenger RNA of Meriones unguiculatus (Mongolian gerbil), 2244 nucleotides long. RefSeq names its product neurotrimin (gene Ntm). Gene Ontology annotation, cellular component: neuron projection. Bases 343 to 1446 code for a protein of 367 amino acids. The record is from RefSeq and is a predicted model, not a curated record. The transcript has 10 exons. NCBI's taxonomy places the organism in Eukaryota, Metazoa, Chordata, Mammalia, Rodentia, Muridae.